GCUUUGGCUCCUCCUCCUGCGCUGUUCGUGAUCCCCUACGGCUGUGGGAGGCCUCGCGCUUCCCCUUCCGAGCGGCGCGGGGCGGAGCGGGAUGAUCUGGACGCUGGGCCGCUGGCGGGCUCGGCCACCCCCGCGCCUGCCUAAGCCCCGGAGGGGGCUCGCACGACGGCGGGACCCGGAGGGUGCGGCGGGCGCGGAUCUGGAGAGCGGGGGGCCCAUUCCCUUCUCCGGCAGCAAGGCCAGUCCGCGGGUGUGGAGCGUCAGCCGGUCCAUGGGGAGCGACCACGAGAGGCCAUGGCUGAAGGUGUUGCCUUUCAGUGUGCUGUGCACGGGGAUGUUGCUCUGGUGUGUGUUCAGGGAAAAAACGGAGAUCGAUGAGCGGUUGGAAGCGGUUUUCUCCGGCCAGAUCGUGGACUCUUUAGAUAUGGCCCAAGAAAGCAGUGCUCCCGUGGAGCUGCCGAAGGAGAAAUGAGGACGGGAGUGCGGCUACAGCGAAGGAGUUGCCAAAAGUUUGCUGGCAUUCACCUGGUUAAAAACUGUACCGACUCAUUAAUGGAAAAAAACUUGGUUUUUUUAGUCUUUCGGCAGCCUUAUCUUGUAAGCUUGGUUUCUUCACGCUGCUUUCUGUGCUGGUCUUACCUUAGACUUUGGUAGCAAAAGGCGAAGUUUCUUUCUGGGUUGCACGGUAGGGAUGAACAAGACAUACUGCAAUGCAACUUGAAUUUUAAUAUAAGUUUUAUAUAAUCCAUCACUUUUCCAUGGAUCAUUUUUCUUAGAUGCUCGGUGUAUUAAAAAAUAUCAAAUCUCAAUGUCUUUAAAAUCGCUGCUGAAGGUGACCUUCCUUUGACAUUUUGGUAGUCAAAGAAUACGUUCAGUUUAUAUUGCAGACCAGCUGUAAAUGUAGUCAUUAAUAUGCGAUUGUGUUCUGUUUGUUUUUUGUUUUUUUUUUUUUUAAAUUCGGCUAAAUAACGUGCAUCUAGUCCUAUGCUUUUGGGACUAGAACUUUUUAGGCAUGGCUGAUUCAGGUGAUCAUUACUGGUAGGAGAGCAUUUUGCAGAGAAUCAAAAUGAUUGGUUGCAUUAUGUUGGGGAGGAAACCCCUGGUUUCCUUGAACCAUAUAAUGCCUAGGCUUUUUAUGCAGAUUUAUAGAUGCACACUCUGGAGACUUUUCUUGGAGAGGAGAAAUGUGAGAUACUAAUACAACUUUGUUCCCUUCAGAAUUAGAGGCAAUUUUUUUAAGCUUUCAAAUGUAAAAAUGGAAGAUUGGUUUUAUGCCAUUAAAAUCUGUAAUUAAAAACCAAAACCCCCUCAAAGAUGGCAGCAGCUUGUUAAGAUAGGCUGGAGCGGUGCAGAAAACUGGUGUAGGAUCAUGUUUGUCUGAUACUGCUAAUGAGUCUCUGAACAAUACACACUAUCGUGGCAUUUGAUUUUGCCAUAGAGUCCCUCAGUUUAACCACACCAUGCCUAGUAAUUGAAUACACUUGAUUUGGUACUGUCACAAGGUUUAGUCUUGGUAUUCAGCCUAUACUACGGUAGAAUGUUCCAAGUGAGGUUAUAAGCAUUGGGGGUGUUCUGCUGAAUAGAAGAGUGAUCCUGGAUUGCUUUUAUAUUGAAACUAAGGUGUAACGCUUGUUGCUCUUGACUAGUUUUCUUACUCCAAGUUCUAUGAGAACAAUGAACCCGGCAACGUGCUGCUCUGUUUAAGGAAAUACAGAGCUGCCCCUUCGUAUGUGCCUUGUUUUGGGUCAUGAUAAGCGUUUAAUAAUAAAACUAUUCUCAUAGUC
Myiozetetes cayanensis is the source of this 1784-nucleotide messenger RNA. Its product is annotated as protein CCSMST1. Bases 92 to 472 code for a protein of 126 amino acids. The record is from RefSeq and is a predicted model, not a curated record. The transcript is spliced from 2 exons. Lineage: Eukaryota; Metazoa; Chordata; Aves; Passeriformes; Tyrannidae.